Messenger RNA from Hydractinia symbiolongicarpus, 1889 nucleotides. RefSeq names its product T-complex protein 1 subunit gamma-like. Gene Ontology annotation, molecular function: ATP binding; ATP hydrolysis activity; ATP-dependent protein folding chaperone. The record is from RefSeq and is a predicted model, not a curated record. Lineage: Eukaryota; Metazoa; Cnidaria; Hydrozoa; Anthoathecata; Hydractiniidae. The transcript is spliced from 10 exons. Gene Ontology annotation, biological process: protein folding. Gene Ontology annotation, cellular component: chaperonin-containing T-complex. Bases 137 to 1777 code for a protein of 546 amino acids.
AUGUCUUCCGAAUGUUCUGGGUUUGUGAAGGAGCGUCGGUUCGGUGUUGGGCAACUAAAGACAACAUACUGCUGCAAACAGGUCAUAUUUAUUUAAAAUAUUACAGUGGAAGCAUAAAUAAAAAGAUAUUGCAAAUAUGAUGCGUGCACCAGUCAUGGUUUUAAAUACCAACACUAAGAGGGAGAGUGGAAAGAAAGUGCAAAUAAGUAACAUUGAAGCAGCAAAGACUGUUGCUGAUAUUAUUAGAACAUGUCUUGGGCCGAAAGCUAUGUUAAAAAUGCUAAUGGAUCCUAUGGGCGGCAUUGUGAUGACCAACGAUGGCAACGCCAUUUUGCGUGAAAUUCAAGUGCAACACCCGGCAGCUAAAAGCAUGCUAGAGAUUAGCCGAACACAAGAUGAAGAAGUUGGUGAUGGAACAACUUCUGUUGUUAUUUUGGCAGGAGAGGUUCUUUCAGUAGCCAGCCAAUUUAUCGAAGACAAAAUCCACCCUACGCUUAUUAUUUUGGGGUAUCGUAAAGCGCUUGACGACAUGCUUGAAAUCCUUAAAGAACAGAUCAGUAUUCCAGUUGACAUAAACAAUGAUGAGGAAAUGCUGAAAAUUUUAAAAAGUUGCUUGGGAACUAAAUUUAUGAACCAAUGGUCGGAACUUGCAUGUAACAUGGCACUAAAAGCAACUCGCACGUGUAUAAACGAACAAGGUGGUCGUACUGAAAUUGACAUUAAACGCUAUGCGAAGGUAGAGAAGGUCCCAGGAGGCACACUAGAAGACUCCUGUGUCCUUGAUGGUAUAAUGAUCAACAAAGAUGUUACUCACCCCAGAAUGAAAAGAAGGAUCGAAAAUCCACGCAUAUUGUUACUGGAUUGUAAUUUAGAAUAUAAAAAAGGAGAGAGUCAAACCAAUAUAGAGUUAAGUCAAGACGCGGACUUCAAUCGCAUUCUUCAGUUAGAAGAGGAAUUUAUAAAAAAAAUGUGCGACCAUAUUAUCGAGAAAAAACCAACCUUGGUGUUUACAGAAAAGGGUGUUUCAGAUUUAGCACAGCAUUACUUAGUCAAGGCUGGAAUAACUGUUCUUCGUCGGCUGAAGAAAACAGACAACAACAGAAUCGCUAGGGCCGUAGGGGCGACUAUCGUCAAUCGACCAGAAGAGAUUAAAGAAGAAGACAUGGGUUUGAAAUGUGGAUUAUUUGAAGUCAAGAAAAUUGGCGAUGAAUAUUUCACUUUCCUGACAAAAUGCGAGAAUCCGAAAGCUUGCACGAUUCUUUUGCGUGGUGCUAGCAAAGAUAUUCUAAACGAGGUAGACCGUAACCUUCACGACGCCAUGCAUGUAGCAAGAAACGUUAUGGUCGAUCCACGUCUAGUACCGGGAGGUGGUGCAGCAGAGAUGGCUCUGUCUCAUGCUUUAGAGCAGAAAUCAAAAAGUGUAACUGGUGUAAUCCAGUGGCCUUAUAAAGCUGUCGCACGUGCUCUGGAAGUAAUACCGAAAACUUUAAUCCAAAACUGUGGAACUAAUGUCAUUCGAACAUUAACUGCGCUGAGAGCGAAGCAUGCUGAAGGAGGAAACAGUUCUUGGGGCAUAGACGGUGAGACAGGCGUUAUUGCUGAUAUGAAGGAUGUGGGCGUGUGGGAUUGCUAUUCAGUGAAAGCUCAAACAUACAAGACCGCCAUCGAGACCGCCAUGCUGUUGCUACGAAUUGAUGAUAUUGUGUCUGGCACAAAGAAAUCUUCUGGAGAAGCAAAUGCACCCGCUCCUGAUGACGCUCCCCCGAUGGUGACUUAAACACGCGCUGCACUUCACGACGGAGUAUCUUUCACCGACGUUUCUGUUCACACAUGAACAAAUUCCAUCUGUAUAUUUUUCGUUCACAAAAAUAAAAUUAGCGAUCGUUUGA